Molecule: messenger RNA, 1997 nt
Organism: Magnolia sinica
Lineage: Eukaryota; Viridiplantae; Streptophyta; Magnoliopsida; Magnoliales; Magnoliaceae
Product: long chain base biosynthesis protein 2a
Exons: 12
Coding region: 320-1786 (488 amino acids)
Biological process (GO): sphingosine biosynthetic process; ceramide biosynthetic process
Cellular component (GO): serine palmitoyltransferase complex
Molecular function (GO): pyridoxal phosphate binding; serine C-palmitoyltransferase activity
Source: RefSeq, a predicted model, not a curated record
ACCUACGGAAUCACAACCCUUCAUCAUAUUCCAGGCUUUCAAUACCUGACUGCACGAGUAUGAAGCAUCACAGUCCGCCAGAGCAACAAAGUUCUUCUCUUCCUCCCUCUUCAUCCAUACAAGAAACAAAGUACGCGUGAGAGAGGAUUGGCCGCCCGCCCUCUCUGACGGGAGCUCCCACGUUCGGAUCCCUGUCUCAGAUUCCUUCCCAGAAUACCCUUCUCUCUCUCAGAUUUAAAUCUCAUAUCACAGCAAUUCCAACUUUACCGCCGCAUUCUUUUCGUAUUUUCUCAAACCAGCCCCAGAUCCAUCCGUCGAGAUGAUCACAAUCCCAUACAUCACCGCUCUCACAACCCUCUUCAGCUACGGCCUCCUCUUCGCCUUCGGCCAGAUCAGAGAUCUCUUCCGUAAAGUGCUCGAUUGGUCCACCUCCAACAAUCUCCACGGAUACGCGCCGAUCUGUCUUGGCCUCGAGGAUUUCUACACCCGUCGGUUAUAUCUCCGUAUUCAAGAUUGUUUUGGAAGACCGAUUGCAAGUGCACCAGAUGCUUGGAUUGAUGUGGUUGAGCGGUAUUCUAAUGACAAUAACAAGACACUUUUGCGAACUAUGAAUACCAGUAAAUGCCUUAACUUAGGAUCAUAUAACUACCUUGGGUUUGCAGCAGCAGAUGAAUAUUGCACACCCCGUGCAAUUGAAUCAUUGAAGAGAUAUUCACCAAGCACCUGUAGCACUCGUGUCGAUGGAGGCACCACUACAUUGCACACGGAACUGGAGGAAUUGGUUGCAAAAUUUGUUGGGAAGCCGUCUGCUGUAGUUUUCGGUAUGGGCUACGUGACAAACUCUGCCAUCAUUCCAGUCUUGAUUGGAAAGGGAGGCUUGAUAAUUAGUGAUUCUUUGAAUCACAACUCAAUUGUCAAUGGUGCUCGAGGAUCCGGAGCCACAGUUCGCGUUUUCCAGCAUAAUACACCAUCGCACUUGGAGGAAGUGCUGAGGGAACAAAUUGCCGAUGGACAGCCCCGAACACAUAGACCCUGGAAAAAGAUAAUUGUUGUUGUCGAGGGAAUCUAUAGCAUGGAAGGGGAGCUUUGCAAACUUCCUGAGAUCAUAGCAGUCUGCAAGAAAUAUAAGGCAUACACGUAUUUAGAUGAGGCCCACAGCAUUGGAGCAGUUGGCAAGACAGGAAGAGGUGUUUGUGAGCUCCUAGGAGUGGACCCUGCUGAUGUAGAUAUAAUGAUGGGAACUUUUACAAAAUCAUUUGGAUCAUGCGGAGGCUAUAUUGCAGGAUCCAAGGAGCUUAUUCAAUAUCUGAAGUACACAUGUCCAGCUCAUCUGUAUGCGACAUCCAUGUCACCUCCUGCAGUACAGCAGGUUAUAUCUGCUAUAAAAGUUAUUCUUGGAGAGGAUGGUUCCAAUAGAGGGGCUCAAAAACUGGCACGAAUCCGUGAGAACAGCAAUUUUUUCCGAUCAGAACUUCAGAAGAUGGGCUUUGAGGUUCUUGGGGACAACGACUCUCCUGUGAUGCCAAUAAUGCUUUACAAUCCAGCAAAAAUCCCUGCUUUUUCUCGAGGAUGUCUAAGACAGAAUGUCGCAGUUGUGACAGUGGCAUUCCCAGCAACUCCACUGCUAUUGGCCAGGGCGCGAAUCUGCAUUUCCGCAUCUCAUACCAAGGAAGAUUUGAUGAAAGGAUUGGAGGUCAUUAGCAGAGUCGGGGACCUUAUUGGCAUAAAAUAUUUCCCAGUGGAGCCUCAGAAGCAUCAGAUCGAAGGCAGGGAGAAGAUGGAGUAAAAGAUUGUGGGUUGGAGAGAUUAGCUGUGAAGCGCUUUAGAUCAAGCCAGCGGCGAAUCUCCACUGAAUGUUAUUGUACUUUUGCAGACAGGUUAAUCCGAGCGAAACGUAUUCUUUGGCCAACUUGUUAUUUUAUAUACUCUUCUUGCUAUUGUUUUGUGUACAGUUAGUACAGUAAUUAUCACUGAGACUGUUCUCUUGUUUCCAGUCA